UAACACCUGAGAGCUCGGGAGCAGUUGGACAGAUCUACAGCAGCACAUCCUCGCAGCUCGCUCGACCCUCAUCCUGAAGCUUAAAUCUCUUCUGGCUGGAGCAGCUGAUGUGUUUCUGUGUGGGAUUUAAAAAGACCUGACCUGAGAGUCCAGCUCUGCCUCAGCAGCGUCACAGACUGUGGAUACAGCUGCAGCAAUCAUGGCUGCUGGGUUCCUAAUUACAAGAAUAUUACUGGUUUUCUGGUUGAGUGAGCCGCACUUCUCCUCAGCAUUUCCAAGAGACAGAAGUUUUGUGAAUCCUGUAGCAUGGCACAGUAUAAAGAAGAAACAAGAAGGAUAUGGUUAUGGGAAUCGUCGCCCUCUCCAGUACAUCCAAGCUUUGAGGCAGACCCACAUCAAGCUGCAGCCCAACAUCCAUGAUCAGGAUCCGAUGACAGCCUGGCAAAAACCUCAAAGUUCGGUCCAUAGCCAUGCUCAGAUACAAAAUCAACCCAGUCUGUACCACCAAACCCAAAACCCUUACGAGCCACGGUCUGAUGUUUCUACCAAAUGGACACAGGAAACUUCCCAAUCCCAGCAUCCACCACAGAGAAACCUUCCUCUCGCGAAGCCCAGAAGCUUCGAAUUCAACCUAAAAAUUCCUUUUGUUGAUUCCCAGGGCCAAAGCAAAGAAACCAGUUCAACCACUAAAGGCUUGGAUUUGAACAGUGGUGGUUACAAUGGUCAGUCAUACAGGCCGAGCAGUGUUCAGAUCUACACCACUUUCAAUAGUGAUUCUGGUUCGGAUGGUGUUUCAGGCGAAGGCUCCACAAAAUACCCAAAUGGAGGAAAAUCUGCCCAUGAAAUUUCAAAGCCAAGCUUCCAACUUAACUUAUCUGUUCCAAUUCCUCCAAGACCCUCCAGCAGCAAUGAUGGCUAUGUUGCAAAUUUGCAAAAACCAGGACGUGUUGUCCAGAAUAGUUCCAUGGAGUCGUCAAAACCACAAUCCAUUCCAAUCCAGAGUGGAUCAGAAGGGAUGCACUUAAAUUCUGAUGGGAUUGUGCAGCAACAGACAGAGCACCAGCCUUAUAAGCCAGUUCAGACCUUGUAUACUAAUAACACACUGGUUACCUUUUCACCUGGACAUGCUAGCCAGCCUACAAUCCCCAGCCAAAAUAUCCCCACCCAACAGACUCUGGUAUUUCCACAGCCUUUAGCUCCAUCACUGCUAAUCCCACAAUAUCCUCCUCUUCAACGUGACAAUGUCCACAGUGGCUACUACAGUUCCCAGAUAAAUCCUUUGAGUAAUAGCUAUGGCAACAGUCAAAGUGGACAAACUAUUUCACCAGAAGUAACAAAUCCUCCUGUUUCUGCAUCACAAUAUGAAACGGUUCCAAGUGGACAUUACAGUGCUGGUCAGGUCAAACCCAGUGACAACAGCUAUGUGCAACAUCAAUCCUGGCAACCAGUAGGUGGUCCAACUCUCUCUGCUUUGGAACAGUAUAACUAUGGGCUGUUUAAACCAUCCUCUGGGCAAAAUGUAGAAGCAGUACCUCAUCAGAGUCCGGUCCACCCUUCGUUUCCCACAGCUGCUCAGCCCCAAUAUGAACUUCCAUCAUACCAUAAACCGGCCACCAAUAAUUAUUAUGGAACACACAAUGUGGUGCCCAUGGGGCCAAAAGGUGUCUCUUCAUCUUAUCAACACAGCAGAGAUCAGAGUGGACAGGCUGUGUUGCCUGCUUUGGACAGUUCACAAAAUUUCCAGGGAUGGUCGACUCAUUAUCAACCCCAAAUAAAGCUCCCUGCACAGAAUGCUGGUGGAGGGCAACUAGAUGGAAAACCCCAAUACAGACCUCUUGAACCUGACAAUGUCCACAGUGGCUACUACAGUUCCCAGAUAAAUCCUUGGAGUAAUGGCUAUGGCUCUGGUCAAAGUGGACAAAUGGUUUCACCUGAACCAACAAAUCCUCCUGUAACUCCAUCACAAUAUGAGACAGCCCCAAGUGGACAUUACAGUGCUGGUCAGGUCAAACCCAGUGAUAUCAACUAUGGUCAACAUCAAUCCUGGCAACUUGUUGGUGCUCCACCUACCUCUGCUUUGGAACAGUAUAACUAUGGCCCGUUUAAACCAUCCACUGGGCAAAAUGUAGUAGCAGUACCUCAUCAGAGUCCGGUCCACCCUUUAGUUUCCACAGUCGCCCAACCCCAAUAUGAACUUCCGUCAUACCAUCAACCGGCCACCAAUAAUUAUUAUGGAGUGCAACUGAGUGGAAAACCCCGAUACACUAAACUAUUUAUUGAUGUGGAAGAUGAAACAGACAAAGGUAAUGGGCAGUAUGAUUAUUCCACAGCUCCGCAAACGUACUAUGAUGGACACUCCCGUACAUGGCCGGUCAAUGUACCAGAGUGACUUUCAUAGUAUGUUUGUUUUUUUACCAUUCCCAAUCUACUGUUUGUGAAGUCUCUGGUUUCAGUGAGCCGAGAUCAACUCACUGAAUUACUUCAACUCUACGUUUGAAAAUUACCCAAGCAACAAACUAGUGGUGGCAAACUAGCAUGGACAGUGAAGUGGGCUAAUAUGCAUAAAGCAAAUGGAGAUUUCUGUUCCCAUACUGGGCCAGGACACGAGGAUGGUUUGUUUGGUCAACAACAUUCAUCUGAACAUCACCAACCUUUACACCAUGCCAGAUCCUUCUAGUCCCCAUAACACAAUAUCCCGUUAGCCAAAGCACCGUCUGUUAGGAGGCAUCAGCAUUACUUGUUGAUUAUUGAAACAUCUUUUCCAGCUUCAGCAGUCAACCCACUGGAGGUCCGCUGUAUUACUUAGGAUGAUUUUUGUUAAAUCUCUUAUCUUCAGCAUACCAGAAGACUGCUGACUGGCAAGACUUUACAUCCAUCAGGGAUUUUUGUUCUGUUUAAUGGUCCUAUGUGUCCAACAUUAAUGGGGGUUGUACAUAUGCAUACAAGUCCGGCUUAUUCAUCUCUAGUACCAGGGGACCAAUGUUCAGGUGGACAAUGGACAAUACAAGCCUGGUGUUUACUUGAGGAAAGGGUUGUGAGUUCUAGCUGAUACACAAUCCACUUUCCUGAGUACCUGUGCAGUAAAGAGAUCAGCUGAUGUCUGCAAGCAGCUAUUGAUGCCUUCAAAGUAAAACAGACUGUGCAGUCUGCACUGAAGUGGUGCGUGGAGGAUAAUCUACAGCCCACACAUUUCCAUUAGAGUCCAAGCUCUAUCCUGUGCUUUGAUUCUUUAAGUUGCAGCCUAACUUUAAAGAACACUUUGGAAAAUACCUGGGUAGUGAGCAGGUGUGCUCCUUUGAGACUGUUCAUGGAAACCAGAAACAUUAUUUCCCUGCAAUAUCACAAACAAUACUUUAAAUGUCAGCCGUAUCCUUUCCACGUUUUGAUCUCUUCUCAUCAACCAUGUAUCCAAAAUAAAUCUACUUAUUUGAGUUGAAUAAAGUGUCACAAUUGUUCAAAGUUGCUUGUGAUGCAUGUGGGAUUAUACAGUCAUGCCGUAGAGUACAGCAUAACUUGGCAGCGUCUCGCAAACAGUGACGCGGCGUGUUCAAAAGAAUGACUGAUCAAAGCGGCGCCUGCUGUUCUGAGGCGGUCUCAUGAGUGAGGUGUGAUCACUUCAAAGGAUUCAGCCACUCGCAUCGCUGCCGUCGCUUGUUUUGUCGAGGUUACCUUCUGCACUGUCACUUCUUCUAUGAACCGCAUAUAAACCAACAACAGCCUGGCUGCUUUUUUAAUUAUGGAUGUUGACGUGGAACAUGAAGUCAAUCUGGUGCGACAUUUUUCCACAUCUGCUCAGGCCACUGACGGUUGUUAAUCAGUACCUCAGUGAUGUAGAAGCGAGCCUAUUAGGACAGAAUACUCUCUCUUUACGAGAGUCUUACAUUGGCUGUUUUAAUUGGCUUUUGCUUGUCUGUUACUGUUCCAAGUUUUUAAAAAAAAGCUCUGAAACAAUGUAACUCAAUCUGUAGAUGACAAUCUUGAAAAAUCAAUAUUUAACAGAGUGAACAAAGACCAAAGAAAGCCUUAGAGACGCUGUUAGACAUCAGAUGGUUUCUGAAAACUGUCCACCAGAAGCAGGAAACACUGUUAAUCUGCCUCCUUUCAGGACUUUAAAGUGUAAAUGAGUAUAUUUGGUGUUUGUAGCAUUUGUUGUUGUAGAUUAUUGUAUUGUAGAUGUGCAUACUGUUUGAAUACACCCUUAAAAAAGGUUCGAGUUGUUCGUGGUGAUGCGAUAG
Messenger RNA from Larimichthys crocea (large yellow croaker), 4235 nucleotides. RefSeq names its product bromodomain-containing protein 4-like. NCBI's taxonomy places the organism in Eukaryota, Metazoa, Chordata, Actinopteri, Sciaenidae. The transcript has 4 exons. The record is from RefSeq and is a predicted model, not a curated record. Bases 200 to 2389 code for a protein of 729 amino acids.